AAGCAGCCGCACCAAUGGCGUCAAUCAGUAGUACCGCGGGGAGGUGGGUGAUGUGAUUGCUUUUCUCGGCUGCACUCAGACCGGGGGAGACAGGGAGAGUCAGGGAGAGUAUGAUAAGACAUGGGAAAGCAAAUGGUCUGACGAAAAUGGAGAGUCCUAUGUGUGGCACAAAGCAGUCACAGCAUUAGUGUCAUGUAUGGUACAGAAACCGAGCACUAUCUUGCCCUGCUAUACCAGUUUAUAGACACCUGUCAUAAUGGCGCAUGAUGACAGUGGCUACAAGAUAUCAGCAGAACGAACCUCCUUGACGUCAUUUGAAGCAAUUGAGGAAGCAGAUGUGCUUCACUGGAUAAAUGAUCCGAAUGGACCAGGCAUCCUUAGUCAAAAUAAUAGCACGAAUGAUUCAGAACUGUACAGCAGCCCUUCUGAGAGACCAGAGUUGUACAAUGGCCGCAUACUACUGGUCCUCACUUCCAGUGGCUUCUGGUGGUCUCAGGGAUUUGAUCUGGAGUCAUGUGAGGAAAAUCUUGCCAGAUUUGGAGUUCAGGUGCCACCAGAAGAUUAUGAGCUACCCAUUCGAGCAUCCCUAAUGAGCACAGAAGUAAGACGAUACAUGUACUUUAGUUCCACUGGCUUCAUGAUGCUGCUUGCACCAGUAUUUUAUCUGGCAGCAUGGUGUUGUCUCUUCUCAACUUUCCACCUCUACCUGGACAUGUAUGUGAAGAGUUUCUUUUGGGCCUUCUGCCUUCUAAUCAGCAUCAUCGCUGUACUUUUGACCACCAUCCUCCUCCUCCUCCUGCACCGGCGCAAUCAAAAGAUUAAUGUGAACACGGAUAUGCGACUCAUCUGGGUCAAUGAGAACCUUGUGAAGUACAACAUUUUGGUUGGUGUAUUGGAUGUAACAAAACAUUGCACAAGUAUGCUUCAUCUCUGCUUUGUGUACUUUGAUGUUAAGGAGUGUGAGAGGAGACUCGCUUCUAUGCUGGAAGAACAACAUCAGACAGAGUCUGGAUUUCAGUCCCUUUUGAAUCAAAAGCUAGGCCAUCUCUGCAUCGUCAUAGAAAUCAAUCAAUCCAGUCCUCUGAACAACAUCAAGGCAGAGUCUGAAGAAACUCCACUAUUAUCAGGGAAUGAUAAGGACACUCGCAGGAACAGCAAUCAACAAGCACAGCAUGUUUUUAACACACUGAAAUGCCUUGUACCUAAAGGCACAGCUCAGUUGUCAGAGAAAUAUGGCUCAGUGUAUUCUGUGAGCCUGGGUCCGGAGAAAGUGGUGGUUCUAGCUGGGUAUGAGACAGUGAGGAAUGCUCUCAUUAACCAUGCUGAUGAAUUCCUGGGAAGACCUGAUGUACCAAUCAUGAACGUGCUUAAAGAAGGAACUGGUGUUGUUUGGUCCAAUGGGGAGCCAUGGAAACAAAUGCGAAGGUUCAUGCUCUCAACCCUACGAGAUUUUGGAAUGGGCAAGAAAUCUUUCGAGGACAAGAUAAUCGAGGAAGCUGGAUUCCUGGUGAGAAAGAUUGAAUCGUACAAAGGUCAGCCAUUUGACACGGACGUUAUAACAAACUUUGCCACAGCCAAUGUCAUCUGCUCCAUAGUAUUUGGAGACAGGUUCGAUUAUGAGGACAAGACAUUUCUCAACAUAGGAAACAUGGUCCAUGAAAGCUUUCGACUACUUGGCAGCCCCAUGGUCCAGGUGUACAAUGCUUAUCCAUUUCUGAGGUUUCUACCUGGAAGCCACAAAGAGAUCUGCAAGCAAUUUGAGAUGUUGAAGACAUGUUUGAUGGAGAUCAUCAAAGGUAAACAACAGGAGCUGAAUGAGAAUGACAUCAGGAGCUUCAUUGACACUUACACUGUGAAACAGCAAGAGGAGGCGGGAAACCCAAACACAUACUUCCAUGAAAAGAACUUAGUGAUCACAACGAGUGAUCUGUUCAUUGCCGGAAUGGGAACUGCUGCCACCACCAUUCGCUGGGCACUUUAUAUCAUGAUGAAAUACCCAGAGAUUCAGGGGAAAGUUCAGGAAGAAAUUGACCGAGUGAUUGGAUCAGAGCGAUCUCCCAGGAUGGAGGACAGGAAGUAUAUGCCCUACACUGAUGCUGUUAUCCACGAGGUCCAGAGGUUUGCGAACAUCGCCCCCUUGGGCAUCCCACGAUCGACGACCGUGGACAUCAAUUUCCAAGGAUAUUUCAUCCCAAAGACUGAAAGGGAAUGGGGAUAUGCUGAGGAUGAAUUGGGAGACACAGGGAUGGAACCUGGUGUACGUCGGGAACUCGUUUUACCCCUGCAGGAAUAA
Molecule: messenger RNA, 2293 nt
Organism: Rhincodon typus (whale shark)
Lineage: Eukaryota; Metazoa; Chordata; Chondrichthyes; Orectolobiformes; Rhincodontidae
Product: cytochrome P450 2B19-like
Exons: 17
Coding region: 257-2293 (678 amino acids)
Biological process (GO): xenobiotic metabolic process
Cellular component (GO): cytoplasm; intracellular membrane-bounded organelle
Molecular function (GO): heme binding; iron ion binding; oxidoreductase activity, acting on paired donors, with incorporation or reduction of molecular oxygen, reduced flavin or flavoprotein as one donor, and incorporation of one atom of oxygen
Source: RefSeq, a predicted model, not a curated record